GAUAGAGAUAAGAUAGUGUUUCGAAAUUUUCAUGUAAUAAUAUCUCGUUUCAAUUAUUUCAAUAAAACGAGAUAUUAAUUAUUAUUGAAAGACACGUAUUUUCUGGAACUCAAAACAUUACAUGUACCGGAUAGCUUUUUGUUCAUCACAAAUACCUAAUAACCUUAUUGUAGUAGAAAUUGUGAUUCUAUUUCUGACGGUGGGAUGGCAUUACUGUGAUUUUAACUGCAGUUUGCGGUUACGGCUGCUGUCAGUUUUUUUUGUUGAAAUGGAUUGAGAGCAAAAUUUUAAAUGUAAGAUGAAUAAUACCAUCGAGACAAUUGUGUUUUCUUAAUGAAAACAAAAUUCUAAUGUACAGAAAACUCUGUUCGGCUUUUCAAAGAUUAAAGUUAUCAGAAUAGUAUGAUUCGCCAAUAAAAGUAGUUUGUCGUGGAGUGAAAGAAAUAAAAAAUUUCAAGGUUAUUCAUUAAUCCCAAAUGCUUAAACGUGACAAUGCGUGAUGGUGUGGAAGGGGUACUGAUAUCUAUACAAGGAUAUGUCUCGUACCGUCACCCACGUCUCAUUUGUCAACAUUUAAUAUUUUUUUACGAAACACUGUGUGGUUUAAUCUGAUUCUGUGAUUAGUGGGAAUUUAUUCGCUGCUGUUAAGCAGUUAGCGGAUAGUGAAAUUCAACUCUUAAAAGUUAUAGAAAAUUCAAAAAAAGUGGACAAUAAGAAUAUUACAAAUACAAUGUCAGCAAAAAAGGGUGCCAAAAAAUCUGGAAAAGCAUCUAAUGUUCGUCCAUCUGAAGCUUUGAUAGCAGCUAAAAAACAGGCAGCGCAAAGACAAAUGUUGCAGGGAAAGAAAUUUAAUAAUAUUUUUGUACGCGAUAUAUAUCAGAAAGCUAUAGAUGCUUAUAAUGCAAAAAGAAAGAAAACUGGUCUGGUAUUUGAUCGAUCUAUGGUAGAACAUAAGUGUCUUUGGGAUCCAAAGUAUCCAGAAUGUCCUGCUAGAUUGACAAGUGUUUUACAAAGAUGUGAAGAAUUAGGUUUAAUAAAUAGAUGCCAAUUCAUUGCAUCAAGACAAGCUACAGAAAAUGAAAUACUCGCAAAACAUAGUCAAAAAACACUUGAUAUUUUGAAGGCCACUGAUGGAUGUAUAGAUGUACAUAACUUAGAGUUAUUAUCAUCCAAAUAUGAUGCAAUUUAUGUACACCCUUCCACCUACAAAUUAUCACUGUUAGCUGCAGGUUCAACGAUAAAUCUAGUGGAAAGCAUUUGCAAAGGAGAAGUUCAAAAUGGGAUGGCUAUCAUUAGACCACCUGGUCAUCAUGCAAUGAAAUCAGAAUAUUGCGGAUACUGUUUCUUUAAUAAUGUUGCCAUUGCUGCUGAAAAAGCCUUGAGUAAUAAUUGGGCUAGUAAAAUUUUAAUUGUUGAUUGGGAUGUACAUCAUGGCCAAGCAACCCAACAAAUGUUUUAUAAUGAUCCACGAGUUAUUUACUUCUCCAUUCAUCGUUACGAGAAUGGUAUAUUCUGGCCGAAUCUUAGAGAGUCUGAUUUUCACUUUGUCGGAAAUGACUUAGGCCAAGGAUACAAUUUUAAUGUACCGCUCAAUAAAGUUGGUAUGACUAAUGCAGAUUAUUUGGCCAUAUUCCAGCAAAUUUUAUUACCAAUGGCUUAUGAGUUUCAACCAGAUCUCAUAAUAGUGUCAGCUGGUUACGAUGCAGCCUUGGGCUGUCCAGAGGGUGAGAUGUUGGUGACUCCUGCAUUUUAUGCUCAUUUAGUGUCAUCGCUAAUGAGUUUGGCUUCUGGAAAAGUUGCUGUUAUAAUGGAGGGUGGUUAUUAUUUAAAGUCACUAGCUGAAAGUGCAGCAUUGACUUUACGUGCUUUAUUGAGUGAUCCAUGUCCCAUUUUAGAAGACCUUGAAUUGCCUUCAUUAAGUAUACGAGAUUCAAUACUAAAUACAAUUUAUGCACAUAAACCAUAUUGGAAAUGUUAUCAAUAUCAAGAUACUUUCAGUAUUAAUAAUACAACAAGUAAUAAGGAACAAAGUAUUAAUCAGCAUUUACCUCUAGUUGAAUUCAAAGGGACUGAAGAUAAACCGGAUAUAUAUGAAACUUCUAAUUGUUACCCGGUUCAUAGUAAAGAAGUUCUUGAGAUGCUCGAUUCAAAAUUAAAUGCACUUAUACAAUUUACUAGUUUAUCUAAAGCACCAAACAGAGUAUGUAUUGUUUAUGAUGAAAGAAUGUUAAAGCAUUGUGAUAUAAGCGAUGAUACCCACCCAGAAAAGCCAAAUCGUAUUAUUAGUAUUUACAAGAAGUUUCAAGAAUACAAUAUUCUUGAUCGAUGCUAUGUACAACAGGGACGAAGUGCAACGAUGGAAGAAUUAUUAUUGGCUCAUUCGAAAGAUUAUAUAGAUAGAAUAAAGAGCACUGCAAACACAAAAGCCAAAGAACUAAAAAAAUUAGCGUCGUCUUUUAAUUCAAUCUAUUUACAUUCGGAAACUUGGACAAGUGCCCGUGUAUCUACUGGAUCGUUAUUACAAGUAGUGAAUAGUGUAUUAAAUGGAGAAAGUCAGUGUGGUGUUGCUAUUAUAAGACCGCCGGGACAUCACGCAGAGGAGGACAUGCCAUGUGGUUUCUGUAUUUUCAAUAAUAUUGCUAUAGCAGCUAAAUAUGCCAUAGAAUGUCACCAUUUAACAAAAGUGCUAAUAGUGGAUUGGGAUGUACACCACGGUAACGGGACUCAGUCUAUUUUUGAAGAAGAUUCAAGAGUUCUUUAUAUAUCUGUUCAUAGAUAUGACAAUGGAGGUUUCUUCCCAAAUUCUAAGAAUGCUAAUUAUACCAAUGUUGGUUCUGGAGCAGGGGAAGGUUUCAAUGUCAAUGUACCAUGGAAUAAAAAGGGCAUGGGCGAUGCUGAAUAUAUAGCAGCGUUUCAACAAGUGGUAAUGCCAAUUGCUUAUCAGUUUAAUCCAGAACUGAUUUUAGUUUCUGCGGGUUUUGAUGCUUGUAUUGGUGAUCCUCUUGGAGGGUGUCUUGUAAGUCCAGAGAUGUAUGGUCAUUUAACACAUUGGUUAUCAACAUUAGCUAAUGGCCGUGUAAUUCUUAGUCUCGAAGGAGGAUACAAUAUUAAUUCAAUUUCACAUGCAAUGGCACUUUGUACUAAAACGUUACUCGGAGACCCUUUGCCGAUGUUAGAAAGUGGUCUAAUCCCAUGUUCUAGCGCCAUUAAUUCCAUAAAUAACGUUUUAAAAACGCAGAAACAGUAUUGGCCAAAUUUAAUUUUCAAUGUUUCUCUACCAAAAGAAAACAUACUACCCAAAGCUAAAUUGAAGCAUACCAAAUUAAAUGAACAAAUGAAAACUGCAGACGAGCUUUUCAAGCAAUCUGAAUCUAAGAUAGCGCUGGAAGAAAUUGAAAGUGAAAAAUUAGAACUGAAACUUUCAAUUGAUAAAAAUUCUGUGACAGACGAAGAAAUUCUAAAAUUACAAAACGAGGUUGAGAAUAUUAAAAUAAAGAAUUCCUCUCAUGAAAAUAUUUUGAAAACUACUGAGAAAACGUAUAGUAAAACAAUGAAAGUGCCAGCUGUUGAUAUUUGUGAAGAUAAAGUUUCUGAAUGUAAAAGGCAAUGUGUAAAUCAACCCGGGAAAGAAGCAAUUUCUGAUAAAAAUUUUGAUAACUCUGAACCAGGUAGCAGUGGCGAACAUACAGAAGGAGCUGUUGCUCAAACUGGUAGCGCUAGAAAUUUGUAUGACUACUUAUCCGAGAAUUUGCAAGCAUUGGUAGCUGGUGAUAUGUUCGCAGUGAUACCUUUAAGAGAGUGCCCACAUCUAGAUAGUGUCAGGGAUGUUCCAGCUUCAGGAAUCGAUGUACAUUUGCCCUGUGCAGAAUGUAACACCAAUAUUGAAAAUUGGAUUUGUUUACAAUGUUAUACCGUACAUUGUGCACGUAAUAUUAAUCAACAUGGUCUCUUACAUGCUGAGGAAUUAAAACACCCAUUGGCAUUGAGUUUUAGCGACUUGUCGGUGUGGUGUUACAGAUGUGAGGCAUACAUCGAUAAUCCACGAUUAUUUGCAGCGCGCAACGCUGCUCAUCGAAGUAAAUUUAAUGAAGAGUUGCCGUGGACAUAUAAUGAAAACUGAAGUGCAAAUACGCGUUGGUGAAUUGGUCACCAAUACUAUAUAUGAAUUUUUUAACAUUUGUAAAUGAUUUACAAAAUAGAAAUGUUGUUAGCUUCUCUAUUUGUUAUUUACUGUAUGUUUGGGAAAAUUAGCAUCUCGAGAAGUUCUAAAUUUGGUGUAACUUGUGUUCAAAAAUUUUUUGAAGAAGAACAGCAAUAAUAUUAGUUAAUAAAAUCGUUAAUUUAAGAAUAAUUUUACAAAUAUUUCUCAUCUUUUUGAGUAAAUAACAAAUAGUAAAUAUAUAAACUUUUUUAUUUCCAGAUAAUCAAAUUAUUUGUAAUUUAAUUUUAUAUUUACAUAAGAUUUCUAUUUCUUAAUAACGUAUUUUACCGAACUAAAAAUAGAAAGUCGCAAUAACUUUGUAUUCUAUUUUUCUAUAUAGAAUUAUGAUUAAAUCAAUAGUAAAGAUGAAAAUAACUAUAAUAGAAAUCAAAUUGUAGAUUCAAAAUUAGAAAAUCUAUGAAUGAUUUCAAUCCGACAAAAUUAUGUAUAAUCAAUUAUUUUUAACAAUCUUUGUAGAUAGAUUAGGUCUUUCUAUUAGAAUAGAAUUAUUUCGUCUAUUUAUUAUAGACCUCCAAUUUGGUGAUCUCAAACGAUUUAUAAUUUAUAAGGAUAUUUUUUUUAAAUUCACAAUAUUCUAGUUUCUUUCUUUAAUUCUUUAUUCUGUUGCUGUAACAAAUGUACCAACCCCAAGAGAUAACUUGAUAGCAAAUACAUGAAAAUUAAUUUUAUUUUGUACAAAUAAAUAAUCAAAUUAAAAAUGUUUACUUUUCUGUUUCUCGUGCAUUACAUAUUCUAUUCGUAUCAAGAAUAAUUGAAAUUGUUGAAACGCAUUCAAUACGUCAUCCAUGAUUUCAAUGAAUAAUCGCACUGAAACGGUGUUUACAUUUGUUAAAUGCAUAAUGUCAUUAGAAAUGGAUGAGAAUGGUAAUUUCUCGACCGUAACAUGCGGAUGAAAUCUAUUUACAAUAUGGUAAUUAAAUAGAUUUGUGUUAUUUUGAAUAGAAAUAAAUUCUUCCAUGUCAGUGGCAGGAAGAGCAUAAUACAAUCUAUAUGGUACCCUUUUGAUAACAUAUUUCUGUUCACAUUCAUGAAGUUUUAAGGCAAUAAUAUUACACACAUUACUAAUAGAUUUUGAACCCUGUUCGUAAAGAUGAAAAUCUUUAACUAGUUUAUACUUAUGAUUUCCACUACUCAAAUAAGUUUUCUUAGUAUUUCUUAAUUGUAAAAGUGCAGUUGGUAAGGAGUAAGUAUGUGAUGUAAAUAAAUGUAUAUGAGUUAAUUCUGGUUUUGCUUUUAAUUCGGUAGCUAGGUGAGAUGUUAGAGGCA
Nomia melanderi (Alkali bee) is the source of this 5488-nucleotide messenger RNA. The record is from RefSeq and is a predicted model, not a curated record. Lineage: Eukaryota; Metazoa; Arthropoda; Insecta; Hymenoptera; Halictidae.